AUGGCAACAGUCAAGUUGGGAUCGCUGCUAAUCAAGACACUCUCUAAGCCAGUAGCUAUUGCUAUUAAAUCAAGUGCCAAGAACAAUCCUCGAUUCAAGGCAUUCUGCAUUGGAGUAGCUCAGACAUACCAUAGAAUGGAUCUUGGGCUCAAGAUGCGAUUCAAUGAUCGUGGUGCUCAACAUCAUAUUCGGCCACUUAAUGAUACGAAAGCAGUUGAAGUAGGUGCGGACUUUAUGUCAGAAGCACUCUUGUUUACAAUCGCUGCAUUGACUAUAGUGGCAGAAACAUGGCGAUCUACUCGCAAUUCUCGCAAUCGCACUAAUGCUCUCAAUGAGUCUGUGGAUACUCUCGAGACUGUGACUGGGAAAAACCACCUGACUAUAGCAGAGCUGAAGGAACAAGUAGAGGAUUUAAGAGAAGAACUAGCCGCCUUUAAGCAGGAGUUUCAAGCCCGUCAAGAAUCGCUACCAAUAGCAAUCAACGAAACCAAUGGGUCUGUACUUGCUUUAUCUGCUUAUCCCAUAGACAGUAAUACAAAAGAUGCUUGCAUCAACCACCAAGAUCAUGAUUCAACCCAAAGCAACAAGCUCAUAGCGUAA
Molecule: messenger RNA, 600 nt
Organism: Batrachochytrium dendrobatidis JAM81
Lineage: Eukaryota; Fungi; Chytridiomycota; Chytridiomycetes; Rhizophydiales
Exons: 5
Coding region: 1-600 (199 amino acids)
Biological process (GO): regulation of lipid metabolic process
Cellular component (GO): mitochondrion
Source: RefSeq, a predicted model, not a curated record